Messenger RNA from Coffea arabica (coffee), 423 nucleotides. Lineage: Eukaryota; Viridiplantae; Streptophyta; Magnoliopsida; Gentianales; Rubiaceae. The record is from RefSeq and is a predicted model, not a curated record.
AUGGUCAGGACAAUAUUCCCCUUCCAUAAACCGGCUUUUUUACCGCCAUCGAUCACCUUUCUCAUCAUGCCAAUAGCAGUCUUGUGCAUACUUUCUGUUGUUGCGCUGUUAUGCGGCUCUGAGGCCAGAAAAUCACGAUGGCGCCGGGGUGAGAAAACGGUCCGAUUGGGUGAUAAUAAGAAGCGAGUUGCGAGGCUCCAAAGCAACCUAAGCAGUAAAGCUCUUCUCUUGGCUAAGAUGAUUUCUUGGAGGAAAGUGCAGGACGAAGGACAAGAGGAUGAAGAUGGUGAUGACGAUGAAGAAGCUGUUUGGAGGAAGACCAUCAUUAAAGGAGAAAAGUGUCGUCCGUUAGAUUUCUCGGGGAAGAUUUUGUACGACUCCGAUGGGAAUUUGAUUCCGGAUUCUCCUCGGCCAUCCAAAUGA